ACUAGGCUACUGUCAACCUGUGGGAGCGGCCGUUUCGCCUGCUUGGAUACGGACCUUCACCCGGUAACGGGUAGGCCCAUCCAUUAUUAAUCCUCUUGCUUUAAUAAUCGUGCGGCCAAUUUGUCACUACGCCCUCUGAAGCUCGCGCUGUGAGCGUGUGGGGGAAAAGGAACAUCGGCCACUUGGUCGCUCGACCGCGCUGACGGUGGGAUCAUGCCAAUCAGUUCAAAGUGGCACAGAAAUCCGGCGGCGUGAGAUGACCCACAGACAGUCCACUGCUCUGCUUCCUCAACGCAAAAGAAUAUGGGCUACACAGCGAAUCAACCACGAACCACGAAAACCUCUGGAACUCAAACUAAGUCCAGCGAUACCGGCUUCGACGGACCGCUGGAACACUACGACAGUCUCGUCGGUAAAGGGGCGCUGAACGAGGACAGGCGGCAGAGAGACGUGGUCCGGCGAUUAGACAAGUUGCAAAAAUCCGUGACAGAAUACAGCAACAGACUCCUGUCCUUUCGGUUAAAGGGGACGACUGCCGAUGAUUCACGAGGCUCCGAGCCAACGGACUCUGGCCAGAUGCCUGACGAGACGGAGGACCAGCUUUUCAUCAAACCGCAGUCUCCCAAAGGCUUUUACAUUCACGGCCAUGUUGGCACAGGAAAAACGAUGAUCAUGGACCUGUUUUACUCACAUGUGAAGAUUGCGAGGAAGAAGAGGGUCCAUUUUAACGGCUUCAUGUUAGAUAUACAUAAGAGGAUUCACAGGCUGAGGCAAAGCCAGCCGAGGCGGACGUUGGGGAACAUGAGCAGGUUCUACGACCCGAUCGCGCCGGUAGCCCAGGAGAUCGGUGACGAGGCCGGCCUGCUGUGUUUCGACGAGUUCCAGGUCACUGACGUAGCCGACGCCAUGAUCCUGAAGCGGCUGUUUGAAAUCCUCUUUCUGAGAGGGGUUGUGGUAGUGGCAACCUCGAACAGACCCCCAGAAGAUCUGUAUAAAAACGGGCUGCAGAGAGACACUUUCGCCCCGUUCAUCGCCCUGCUGAAGGAACGCUGCCAGGUCGUUUGCCUGGACACUGGAAUGGACUACCGCCAGAGGGACAUGCCCGCUGCGGGGAAGCUCUACUACCUCACAAGCGAGGCUGAUGUGCGGGCAGACAUGGAUAAGCUGUUUGAUGAGCUGGCGCAGAAACAAAAUGAUAUUACUCGACCAAGGAUUCUCGAAGUGCAGGGCAGAAAGCUGCGUUUGAGCAAAACCUGCGGGACCCUCGCGGACUGUACCUUCGAGGAGCUGUGCGACCGCCCGGUGGGUGCUGGGGACUACCUGGAGCUGGCCAGGCACUUCGACACCGUCUUCAUUCGGGGCGUUCCCCGGCUCACGCUGAAGGAGCUGAACCAGGCGCGGCGUCUCAUCGGCCUGAUCGACACCCUCUACGACAACAAGGUGCGGGUGGUCAUCCUGGCCCAGGCUCCGCCCCACAGGAUAUUCGUUCACGCCCAGCAGAGCCCGGAGGACGAGGGGCACAGGAUGCUCAUGGAUGACCUGGGACUGGGCAAGGACGCGUGGAGGAAGUUCUCCAUAUUCACGGCCGAGGAGGAGAUCUUCGCCUUCCGACGGACGGUUUCCCGCCUGGCCGAGAUGCAGACGGCGCAGUACUGGGCAGCGGGGGACAGGAGCGGCGCGUAGCUGCGCAGACGCAUGCGCAUGCGCAGCCGGACCUGCGCAGACACAGCCGACUGCAGCGGGAAUACGAGCCGGUCCCUUCAGUGCAGUGCACCUGACCCGUCAAAUAAAUACUACAAUAACAUAGUUUUUUCAUCUUGUACAUACUCAGAACAUUAUAAAUAUAGAAAGGUAUUUAUAUUUUUCAGCAGCUUCAUUGCAGUCCUUCAUUUCAUUAAUUGGAAGGUAACCCUUGUAUGAAUGAUGAUAAUAACAGGUCUUAAGUUUAAGAAAUUCUGUUAAGUUGUAGUUAAGUGGAUUUGAGUUCCGAGCUGAAUUUCAUUUUUAAAAACGGACGUUACCGAGCGCAGUAAAAAAUGAAUUGAUCAUAAACAAUAAAGUAGAUAUCAUAUUAAACUUCCUUUGACAGCAUAUUUGUGUCUUUAUGGCAGGUUGUGAACCUUUUUUAUUGUAAAACAAACCACAAAAUGUGGACAUUAUAGCUCCCUCUGCCAGCAUCUUUCUGGAACUGGCUUUCAUGAAUUCCAGGUUUCCUACACUAGGGUCCUUGCCCUUGCUGGAAUGAGACACAUUGCUCCAUUUUAUUUGAAAAUAAAUUUGUUUAAUAUGUGUGAAA
Molecule: messenger RNA, 2296 nt
Organism: Anguilla anguilla (European eel)
Lineage: Eukaryota; Metazoa; Chordata; Actinopteri; Anguilliformes; Anguillidae
Gene: afg1lb
Product: AFG1 like ATPase b
Exons: 13
Coding region: 304-1683 (459 amino acids)
Cellular component (GO): mitochondrion; cytoplasm
Molecular function (GO): ATP binding; ATP hydrolysis activity
Source: RefSeq, a predicted model, not a curated record